CAGAACUCACAUAUCUGAUAAAAAUACACGACGCGAUUAUUUCACCAGACUUCUACCAUCAACAGAACGGUGCGCUGAACUUUCUAAACGAUCGAAAAUGAUGCGUGUAUUGUGCUUGGCUUUGGUUUUGGGCGUGGUACUGAGUGAGAAGCCCGAGUUUGGUUCCCAGCAUUGCCAGACUGUGCUGGCCACCGACUGUUCGGGAUACACACCGGAACCCGUCUGCGCAUUCGAUGGUACUAGCUACGUCACCUACCAGAACAGUUGCGAGUUCGCCAAGGGCAUCUGCACUCACCACGGACACAGUCUUCACGCUGUGCACGAAGGCUCGUGCGGCACCAGUACCAGUACCCCCUAAAUAAACAGUUCCGAUUGAUACAUUUGUUUAAAAAAUAUUAUAUAAACAUCAUUGAAUA
Mya arenaria is the source of this 416-nucleotide messenger RNA. RefSeq lists its product as uncharacterized. Lineage: Eukaryota; Metazoa; Mollusca; Bivalvia; Myida; Myidae. Bases 98 to 358 code for a protein of 86 amino acids. The transcript is spliced from 3 exons. Gene Ontology annotation, molecular function: protein binding. The record is from RefSeq and is a predicted model, not a curated record.